This is a messenger RNA of Alternaria postmessia, 717 nucleotides long. RefSeq lists its product as uncharacterized. The transcript has 4 exons. Bases 1 to 717 code for a protein of 238 amino acids. Lineage: Eukaryota; Fungi; Ascomycota; Dothideomycetes; Pleosporales; Pleosporaceae. The record is from RefSeq and is a predicted model, not a curated record.
AUGACAUCGAACUUCCGCAUCAACAUGUCUGGACAAGGAAUCUCUCACCAGGGCAUCACCGCCCCCGGUCUCAGCGAGGCGGACCAGAACAUCAACAACACUACAGAGGACAUUAGCAACAAGGCUUCUGGACACAAGGCCAACUUGAGCAACCCCAACACUAGCGAGGAGUCCAAGAAGAAGUCUGCUGAGGCGCUCAAGGCGCUCGGUGGUGAGGAUGCCUUCUACGGAAAGCAGGGCGAUGACGUCACCAACCCUGUUGUCUCCUUCCCCACACCUCCACCCCAGCCAUCCAAUCUCCCCCGACUCCAAAGUACCCUUACAAAGAAAAGCAACCACGAUCUUGUCGCCCAUCGAUAUCCUGCAAAGCCACACAUCAUCAUCACCAUGUCCUCAGACCACCCAGAAAUACCCACCCUCCACUCCAAAGCCGAGUAUCUCCGCGCCGUCAUGUACGAAGGCGUCACGAUCCUCGAAGGCACAGCGACUUGGUGCAAAAACUGCCACAUCAUCGCGCCCGAAGUCGCUAAGAUGGUGACUGAGUACCCAAAUGUCAAGUUCUACACGUAUGAUGUUGAAGAGUGUGAGGAUAUUGCGCAGGAAUUGGGGGUGAGGUCUAUGCCGACGUUUAGUGUGUUCAAGGAUGGGGAUAUUAUGGAGGGGGUUACGGGGGCGAAGCCGAAGGAGAUUAGGAAGGCGAUUGAGGGGUGUUUGUAG